Messenger RNA from Cryptococcus wingfieldii CBS 7118, 555 nucleotides. Its product is annotated as glutathione peroxidase. Gene Ontology annotation, molecular function: glutathione peroxidase activity. The coding region runs from base 1 to 555 and encodes 184 amino acids. NCBI's taxonomy places the organism in Eukaryota, Fungi, Basidiomycota, Tremellomycetes, Tremellales, Cryptococcaceae. The record is from RefSeq and is a predicted model, not a curated record. Gene Ontology annotation, biological process: response to oxidative stress. The transcript is spliced from 5 exons.
AUGUCUUUAUUCGAUUCAAUUGCCGGCAAGCUCGGAUACGAGACCAUCCCCAAGGAAGUCGCCAGUAAGAGCUUCUACGACCUGAAAGCUACCUUGCCCGGAAGCAAGGGUGACUUUGACUUUUCCACACUGAAGGGCAAGACCGUCCUCAUCGUCAACACUGCUUCCAAUGGCUUCACCCCCCAAUACGAUGGUCUUGAGGAGCUCAACAAGACCUACGGUGACAGGGGUCUUGUCGUCCUCGGUUUCCCCAGUAACGAGUUCGGUGGACAAGAACCUGGAGCUGACGAGGAGAUUUCUUCAUUCUGCACUUUGAACCACGGUGUCACUUUCCAGCUUAUGAAGAAGUCUGAGGUCAACGGCAAAAACAUGAACGAGGUCUUUGCUUGGCUCAAGACUCAGACCGGUCAGGGUGUUGGUGGUUUGGCUGGUACUACUGCUAUCAAGUGGAACUUUACCAAGUUUCUCGUCAACAAGGAUGGCAAGGUCGUCGGUCGAUUCGGUUCCACCACCAAGCCAGAAGCGCUCAAGAAGGAGAUCGAGCCCCUUCUGUAA